Chrysemys picta bellii (western painted turtle) is the source of this 4659-nucleotide messenger RNA. NCBI's taxonomy places the organism in Eukaryota, Metazoa, Chordata, Testudines, Emydidae. The record is from RefSeq and is a predicted model, not a curated record.
UGUUGUGCACUUUCUGAACACUCCUGUAAUGAGAAGCUUACAAUUUUUAUAUAUGGUAUUGUUUGAGUCACUGUAGGCAACAUGUGAGGAGUUUUUCAGCUACCCUUAAAUGUGACAAUGUACCGCUUUGAGGAUGAGCUUGGGAAUAUCAUAUCAUGCAUAGAAGGCCAUGUGGAAGAAUCCACAGGGUUGAUUUAUGUGAGAAGCUGGCAAACUGUCAGAAGAGGCUUGGAGACUUGGUGGAGCAAAGGGGACAGGGGCAACAUGAAGCUUGUUAAGAGAGAGUAAGUAGGGAGAGACAGAGCUGUGUAAGUGGUGACAAGAAGCUUAAAGGUGAUGCAGUAGCAAAUGGGGAGCCAGCAGGGGGAUUCAGAGCGGGAAGUUACGAUCAAAUCAAUAGCCAAGCAAUGUAAGUUUAGCCAGCAGCGCUCACCGUGUGUUUGAGAGAGAAAGCAUUCAUCAUGUGUGUGAGAUUGCUCACUGUGUGUAUGCGUGUGAGAGAGAGAGAGAAUGCUCACCGUGUGUUUUUGGGUGGCUGGAGAAGAGGCCUCUGGGACGUGGAGUAAUUAAGAUCUGAAUGAGAUAUUUGACUGGAGAGAGAAGGACAGAUGUUGGAGAUAUUGAAGAGGAAGUGGCAGAUUUGGAAAUAGCUUGGGACAAAGGAAAGGAGGAAUUAAAAAUGACUGAGAUUGCAGACCUGAGUGACAGGGAGGAGGAUGACAUUAUCAAUAGUGAUAGAAAAAGAGGGAAGAGGAGAAGGUUUGAGAAGAGAUAAGGAGUUGGGUUUUGACCAUGUUCUAUUUAAGACAUCCAGGAGGAGAGAUGUUGGAGAAAGAAGAUAAGUGUGCAGAUGGAUAGGAGACUUAGUGCUGGAGAGAGAUUUGUAAGCCAUCAGCCCAGAGGCGACUGCUGAAGCCAUGUGAACCGAUUAUUGCCCAAAAAUAAGGUUUAAAGUCAGAAGAUCAAAGUGCCAAGGACAGAGCCCUCUCACAGAGUGAGAGAAAGGAGGUGGAUCCACUGAAGGAAUGGUCAGAGAGGACACAAAGCACUGUUUAACUGUCAACCUUACCACCCUGCGUGUCUGGUGUUAUACAUGUAGCAAAGAGGUAUUUUUGGAUAGAAAAUUGGGAUCUCAUUCUCCAUUACCAAAUGCCAGACUGUCUCACCAAACACAAGGAAAUAGUGUACAGGAUUUUAAAAUACCUGGUAAUCCAACACUGAAGAUUCCUCUAGUUACUGUAUUUGAUGCUUUAGAUAUAGAGGUGGAAGAAGAUGAACUGAAGACAAGAGGUCUUACAGGAUUGAAAAAUAUUGGAAACACUUGUUACAUGAAUGCAGCUUUACAAGCUCUUUCCAAUUGCCCACCCUUGACACAGUUUUUUCUUGACUGCGGGGGCUUAGCACGAACAGAUAAGAAACCAGCGAUAUGUAAAAGUUAUCUCAAGCUGAUGACAGAACUUUGGCACAAAAGCAGACCUGGUUCCGUUGUUCCUACAAAUUUGUUUCAAGGAAUUAAAACAAUUAAUCCAACGUUUCGAGGCUACUCCCAACAGGAUGCACAAGAAUUCCUGCGUUGUUUAAUGGAUCUGCUUCAUGAAGAGCUAAAGGAACCUGUCAUGGAAAUAGAAGAUACCCAUUCUACAAGUAUAGAAGAGAGUAUGGAAGAAGACAAGAACCAGUCAGAUGUAGAUUUCCAGUCCUGUGAAUCUUGUGGUAGCAGUGAUAAGGCAGAAAAUGAGGCUGGUUCCAGACCAUUCUCAGAGGACUAUGCAGAGGCUACUAUGUUAAUUCAAGAUGUUGAAAACCACUCCCUCACAACUAAAGAUUGGCAGAAAGAAAAAACACCGUGUAAUAAGUUUAACCGAGCAAGUUCUAUGGAGGAUUUAAAAAAAGACAAAAACGCUGCUUCAGAAACUGCUGAAUUUUUACAUAAUCCAGGAACAGUCAAAGUGCAAAUACACAGCAGAAUUUCAGGUGACUACUAUAUCAGUGAUGUCCACAUGACUGAUCUGUCAGGACCGCAAAGCCCUCCCUCAAACGAAGGAGUGAAUACACGUUUAUCAACCUCUCCUCCAAAAUCAGGCUCAUUAUGGUCUGGAUUGGCACCUGCACACAAAAAAGUUCCAACUGUAUCUUCUCCAAAAAAGAAGAAAUACAAGAAAUACAGGAGUGUCAUAUCUGACAUAUUUGAUGGGACCAUCAUAAGCUCAGUGCAGUGCCUGACUUGUGAUAGGGUAUCUGUUACCCUGGAGACUUUUCAGGAUCUGUCAUUGCCUAUUCCAGGUAAGGAAGACCUUGCCAAACUGCAUUCUGCAAGUCAUCAGACUUCUCUAGUCAAGGCAGGGUCGUGUGGUGAAACAUAUGCUCCCCAGGGGUGGAUAGCAUUUUUUGUGGAGUACUUUAAAAGGUUUGUUGUCUCAUGUGUUCCUAGCUGGUUUUGGGGUCCAAUAGUAACCUUACAAGAUUGUCUUGCUGCCUUUUUCGCCAGAGAUGAGCUCAAGGGUGAUAACAUGUACAGUUGUGAAAAGUGUAAAAAGUUAAGGAAUGGAGUGAAAUUCUGCAAAGUGCAAAACUUUCCUGAGAUAUUGUGCAUUCAUCUCAAAAGAUUCAGACAUGAGCUCAUGUUUUCCACAAAAAUUGGUACCCAUGUAUCCUUUCCCCUGGAAGGACUUGAUCUUCAGCCUUUCGUUGCUAAGGACAGUCCAGCUCAGAUUGUGACAUAUGAUCUCUUGUCAGUCAUCUGCCACCAUGGAACUGCCAGCAGUGGACAUUAUAUAGCUUAUUGUCGAAACAAUUUAAAUAAUCUGUGGUAUGAAUUUGAUGAUCAGAGUGUCACAGAAGUACCAGAAUCCACUGUACAGAAUGCAGAAGCUUAUGUUCUCUUCUACAGGAAGAGCAACGAAGAAGCACGAAGAGAGAGACAGAGGGUAUCAAGUCUGUUGACUAUGAUGGAACCAAGUCUCCUGCAGUUCUAUAUUUCUCGACAGUGGCUGAAUAAAUUCAAGACUUUUGCUGAGCCAGGACCUAUUUCUAAUAAUGAUUUCCUCUGUAUGCAUGGAGGUGUUCUUCCACAUAAAGCUGGUUUUAUAGAGGACUUGGUUGUAAUGCUACCUCAGAACAUAUGGGAUACCCUAUAUAGCAGGUUUGGGGGAGGACCGGCUGUUAACCACCUGUAUGUUUGUCAUACCUGCCAAAUAGAGGCUGAGAAAACUGAAAAAAGAAGGAAGACUGAAUUGGAAAUGUUUAUUCGGCUCAACAGAGCAUUCCAAGAAGAAGAAUCUCCAUCCAUUUUUUACUGCAUCAGUAUGCAGUGGUUCAGAGAAUGGGAAGGAUUUGUGAAGGGGAAAGACAGUGAUCCUCCAGGCCCUAUUGAUAAUACGAAGAUUGCAGUCACUAAAUGUAGUAAUGUUAUAUUAAAACAAGGAGCAGAUUCUGGACAGAUUUCUGAAGAAACUUGGAAUUUUCUCCAGUCAAUCUAUGGGGGCGGGCCAGAGAUCAUGCUCCGACCACCUGUUGCUCCAGUAGAACUUGAUGUGCUUCAAACAGAGGAGAAGAUUGAAUUAGAAACUCGUAGUCUGUAGCCAUCAGCACAAAGAUGAAUUUGUAAGAAAUCCUUUCCACUUGCCUAACACACAUUCCUGAAAGAUGUUUAGUUUUUAUUUUAUUUUUGCCUAGAAAGGGGCAGCUCAUUGGGCAUUAUGUUAGUAACGGAAGAAUUAGUUGAAACUUAUAAUAUAGAUUGUUAAAAAAUUUACUUUGAAACCUUUCAGACAGACUAUUCCCUUCAUUUUUUGGAAGGUAUGUGAUUUACAUAUUUUGGAACAUUUAGUUAGUUGAAAAAAAGUCACAAUUUUUGCUACAUGUUAAAUCUAUGCUAUCCUUUGUAGAAUUAUAAAAUUGAGAUGAAGGAUUUUAAAAAUGCUUUUAAAUAUCGCUAUGAAUUGCUGAUCAGUCUUCUGAAAUUUACAAAAUGCAGUAUGUCUUUAAUUGUACAGUUUUGACAAGACUAGAUAUAAAAAGAGCAUAUUUUAAAUGGAUCAUGGGGAAAUAGUAAACACUCAGGAAAAGUUAAGUUUCACUUUGUUUUGUUUGCACUGCAGUGUAUAAAAUAAUGAACAGCAUAAAACUUUCAAAUGCUUUUCUUAUUUGAAUGUAUCAAAUAUAUAAUUAGUCUGGAUGGAAUAUUGUUAUGUCAGUAACUUAUUGCCUACUAAAGUUUAAAUCAUAUAAUAAGCUUCUGUAUAUAAACCUACCUAAUAUCUUCAAUAGUAUCAGUGAUGGAAAAAAAUCUUAGACUUCUUUAGGAUAUUUGUUUGAGAGCAUGAAGCGUGGAAUGUAAAUGAUUGUGGACAUGAGACUGAUGCGCACUUGAGAAAUUAAAUUGUCUAGUCUUUUUAUAAUUAAAUGCAUAAACAGUUCCUUCUGAAAAAAAUUAUUGUAUAGUUACAAAACACUUUUUGGCAUGAUUUGUGAUGUCAGAAGUUGGAUAAAAUAUUUGCAAGAUUACAAAAUCUUGCUGGAUAAUUUAUACUGGAAUGUGAAUGGCAUUCAAUCUUUUUUCUUUUCUUUUUUUUUCCUGCCUGAUAUAGCUACCAGCUAAUCAACAUUAUUCAAGGCUGGUUCAAAUAAAAAUGACCUUUUAAAAACUGGAAAUAUUUA